AUGACUUUCAAGCUUGGCCGUGUCGUUAGAACGGUAACUGUUUUGGGUGUCCUGUAUGCCAGUGCAAGCGAUGCUGCAGCACCGACGCUCAAGGUGCCAUUAACGUCCAAGCUGGCCCCAAAUUUUGCGGGUUUCUACAAUUCGUCGGCACCCUUGACUAAUGCUGCAUUGAAAGUGGUUACAUCCGUACAAACUGGAGAUGAUCAAACAUUUUCCGAUAUUCUCAUUGAUACUGGUAGCGCGAUUCUCUGGGUUGGCGGUCAAGAAAAGUAUAUCCCCGGAAAUUAUACCCACGAGAUCAACCAAACAUUCAGCGUUGGGUACGGCACAGGUGGCGUGAGUGGUACUGCAUAUGUCGACCGAGUCACUAUCGGUACUGCAACUGUUGAUUCCCAAAUCAUUGGAGACGCGAACUACACGGACGGCUUCACGCUUGUCGAACCCCUCAAUGGCAUUAUCGGUCUUGGCCCCGUAGGCUCGAACUACGGCGAAGUUUCAGGGUUUAAUACCACACCAACUUUUGUUCAAAAUUUGUACACGGAAGGGAAAAUCUCGCACAUGAUUUUUGGCAUCUAUAUCACAUCACUCAGCGAGAGUGGUAUACCCGAAGGGACUGGCGAGAUCACCUUCGGUGGGGUUGACCAGAGUCGCCUAAGCGGAGAUAUUACGUGGCUUCCACAGAAUGAACCCUUAGACUUUCACUGGGAAUUCAAUGCUUCUACUCUAUCUUGGGGUGAUAAACUUCUUGUUACUGGUCCCAUAUAUUCUCGCACCGAUACCGGAGUGUUGCCCAUCGCCAUACCUUCAGAGGCGUUCUUUGACAUCUUGGACGAUGUACCUGGUACCAAUGUCGAUUCGUCCUCUGCUCUUGAGGGUUGUUUGAUCUUCCCCUCGAACGCCACCGCAAAUUCUUUGCCCCCGCUUGAGAUCGGCAUCGGCAAUCUAAACUUCUCCAUUCCUGCUUCCAGCUACAUAGUGCCACCGACCCUCUACUCUGCACUGAAUAUCACUGCUGACAACAUGACACAUACGUUUAUCGCUCCUGGCGGUUUCGGUGCAUUUGAUCUGGGGCAAAAGUUUUUGGAGAACGCGUACUCUGCGUAUGACAUGGAAAACCAUAUGAUUGGCUUCGCUCUCCUCGCAUAA
Molecule: messenger RNA, 1146 nt
Organism: Fibroporia radiculosa
Lineage: Eukaryota; Fungi; Basidiomycota; Agaricomycetes; Polyporales; Fibroporiaceae
Exons: 13
Coding region: 1-1146 (381 amino acids)
Biological process (GO): proteolysis
Molecular function (GO): aspartic-type endopeptidase activity
Source: RefSeq, a predicted model, not a curated record